CGGGGCAUCGGUGUGCCUAGCAACGGCAGCGGAGCCGGAGGAUGGCGAAAGCGACGACCAUUAAAGAGGCUCUGGCCAAAUGGGAAGAAAAGUCGGGUGAGAAGGCAGCUGAAGCAUUGGAGGUGAAGUUAUAUGGCCAGAUCCCUCCCAUUGAAAAGAUGGAUGCAUCCCUUUCCACGCUUAUCAACUGCGAAAAGUUGUCCCUUUCAACUAACUGCAUUGAAAAAAUAGCGAAUUUGAAUGGACUGAAGAAAUUGAAAAUUCUAUCUCUCGGAAGAAACAACAUAAAGAAUUUGAAUGGUCUGGAGGCAGUCGGGGAGACAUUGGAAGAAUUGUGGAUAUCAUAUAAUUUAAUAGAGAAGCUUAAAGGAAUUCAUGCUAUGAAGCAGCUACAAGUACUAUACAUGUCGAACAACCUAGUGAAGGAUUGGGCUGAGUUUAGCAAGCUAGCCGAUCUUCCUAACCUGGUUGACCUUGUAUUUGUGGGGAACCCAUUAGAAGAGAAGUAUUCGUCUGAAGGCACCUGGGUGGAUGAAGCAACAAGGAGACUCACCCGGCUGAAAAAACUGGAUGGGGUGCCUGUCAUUAAACAGGUGGAAGAAGAGGCUGAGGACUAACUCUCACAUCACUGAGGCUGAUGACCGAAAGACCUUCCUAUUGCACUUUCUGUAUCUUCCUUGCAAGUGAACAUUGUGAAGAUGAUCACAACCUGCAGUCUUUGGAACUUUCCUAGCACGUUGUUGUCAUGUUGCCUAUGUGAUUUUUUGUUUUGUUGUUGUGUUUGUUGAAACAAUGUGAUCAUCUGAAAUCUGCUGGCCAACACUGAAAAACUUCAACCACGAACAGGAAAAUAAUAGCUUGAAUUACAGUUUUUAAAAAAUUUCUACCUUUUAUGUGGCAGGUGCGUUAACUGUUUGCCAACAUGGUAAACGAUUGCUCAUUUUUGGUAAAGCACAUGAAAUUGCUUUCUUUAAAACUCUUAACAAUUGUAAUAUAAAUGAAUAUUGUUACAAUCUAGGCAUGUGGUCAAUGAAUAUUAUUGGAUUAGGCCCUACCCUUACUUAUUGGAUAAUGCAAUAAAACAUCAGCUUUUCUCCAUGCUUAUUCCAUCAAACAGACAUACUUUAUAAGUGAUAUUCUUAUUUUUGUAAAGUGAUUUUAUCUGUUUUAUACAAAAUUAUUUAUCAGAAGAAGAUGUACGUGUAUGCACAAUCUUGUGGAAAAUGAUUUAUUCUGGUAACUA
Molecule: messenger RNA, 1243 nt
Organism: Mobula hypostoma (lesser devil ray)
Lineage: Eukaryota; Metazoa; Chordata; Chondrichthyes; Myliobatiformes; Myliobatidae
Gene: dnal1
Product: dynein, axonemal, light chain 1
Exons: 8
Coding region: 42-617 (191 amino acids)
Biological process (GO): outer dynein arm assembly
Cellular component (GO): cytoplasm
Molecular function (GO): dynein heavy chain binding; alpha-tubulin binding
Source: RefSeq, a predicted model, not a curated record